Molecule: messenger RNA, 1046 nt
Organism: Dendroctonus ponderosae (mountain pine beetle)
Lineage: Eukaryota; Metazoa; Arthropoda; Insecta; Coleoptera; Curculionidae
Exons: 5
Coding region: 271-918 (215 amino acids)
Source: RefSeq, a predicted model, not a curated record
ACAUAACCACAAUCAAUCAGGAAGUUUAAAACACAGAACAUACCCCUAUACAUGGGGGAUAUUUUGUGGUUUAAAAUAGUUUUGCAAAACAUUAUCAGAGUGUAUCCUAGAGAGAAUUUUGUGCUUUUCUUAUGGAGUGUCGUUUUUAAAACAUUAUUCGACAGUAAAUAGCACUAGGCAAUCUCAUUUUCGUUGGUAAAUACAGGGUCGCUUGAACUUGAUCUUCAAAAGUUUUAGUUAAAGCAGAGAGUGGUUUGUCUAACUGAAAAAAUGUGUGAUGCGGACGAUCAACUAUUGGGGGUAAGGCCCGAAAAUAUGAACACGGCCCAGUUGGAAGAGCUUGUUAGGGUACUUAAAGAAAGAUGCCAGUUAUAUGAGAGCGAAAAUGCCGCGUUGGAGAAAAUAUUCGACAACUUGAAGAUGCUCGAGGAUUGCAUGUCUCCAGUCGCUACCGAGCCCUUGGAAAGCUUGCUAACAUCUAUUGAGGAAGAGUCGGCUGAUCCGAUAAUAAUGAGACAACAAGAGACGUAUUUGAGGAAAGUAAAGACUUGCGUCAAAUAUUACAACGUCUUAAAUGAAGCAGUUACUCAAACCACAGCAGAACUGAAAAGUCAAUUAGAGGCUGCCAGAACGUGCCCAGAGGUAGUACGAGACUAUCCACAGAAUAUCCUGGGGUUUCAAGAAAAGUUAAAAAAAUAUGAGAUAGAACUUCAUAAGCUGCAAAAAAAGAACUCGUUUCUAAACAAUCCCGAAUACAAUUUACUUGAAAUUGAGAAAGAAGUCAACACCCUUCGAGCGCUCAAAGAGGAGACUGAGAUGUUGCUCAAAGACCUGAUGGUUUACGCAGGCUUGAAGCCCUCAAUUGCAGAAGCCAAACACCAACUAAAAGAACUGAAAGCGGAAUGCAACACCAAAUGAGAUAAUUGCCAUUUAUUCAACAAGCUUCAUUGUAAAUAAUGAAUUUCAGUUAUAAGUAAUUAAAAAAGGCACACAAUGAGUUGCCAACUUAAGCAAUAUUCAAAUAAAUGUGUAUUUUUUCUAUUCUA